Messenger RNA from Lactuca saligna, 762 nucleotides. Lineage: Eukaryota; Viridiplantae; Streptophyta; Magnoliopsida; Asterales; Asteraceae. The record is from the annotation of a GenBank genome assembly.
AUGAUAUUACUAAAGACGACAUUCAGCAAAUUCACUAAUGAAGAAUCCAAUCCAUUGCUUAUUGAUAUUGAAGAUGCAGACAAUGAAGGAAACGAACUAGUACAACCUCAGAUUAGAAGAGAAGGACAGAAGAAGUUUUCAACACCUAAGAAGAAAACUAAAAAUCAAACUGGUGGUGUGGGGGAACGUGUUAAUCGCACACCAGCUCAUUCAAUGCGAAGGGAUCUUAAAGUUGUAGUUUUGAGCUCAGAUUCAAGUUUCAUUGAAAGUUAUGACUUGACAGAAGAUAGUGGACUAAAUAGGGAAAAUGAAUUGAGAACAAAAAUACGUUUUGAUAGAUGUAAAACAAAAGGUGAUGAAGUUAUUGUUAUAAACUCAUUUUCAGGAAAAGAUAAUGUUACUGUCAAGAACCUUGACGAAGAUGAAGACUCUGAUUUUGAGGCUGACAUAACUGUGGUAACAAGGAAAAAGAGAAGGCAUCAUACUUCAUUCAAAGAUGAUGACAAAGAAAAUGUGAAGAAAUUUAAAAGACAAAGGAAUAAAGAAGGAAAUGUGUUGAAGCCAAGAAAACAUCCUAAAGUUGUAGCAAGUGGUGCAGAAGAAGCUAAGCGAAUACAAGUACGGACAUCUCCAAAUGUUUUGUACAGUUGUAUGCAUAACCUUAGCAAGGAACAGGAAGCUUAUAUUUCUUCUAUUGGUCUGGGGCAUUUGUUGAAGAUGAAAGUGGAUGGGUGUGCAUCAAUUGGGGGCAUUAUAUUGUAA